Molecule: messenger RNA, 3510 nt
Organism: Peromyscus leucopus (white-footed mouse)
Lineage: Eukaryota; Metazoa; Chordata; Mammalia; Rodentia; Cricetidae
Gene: Snx11
Product: sorting nexin 11
Exons: 8
Coding region: 236-1060 (274 amino acids)
Biological process (GO): intracellular protein transport
Molecular function (GO): phosphatidylinositol binding
Source: RefSeq, a predicted model, not a curated record
GGUGGGGGCGUCCUGGACACUCAGGAUUGGUCCGUCGGGAGCCGCCUCCCGUCGUGCACCGGGGCGCCGGCGACUCACCCGGAAGGAGAAGCCGGGACUCGGGCUCUAUGGUGCGGGGCUGGUGGUGUCGCUGUAGAGAGCCGCCGCUGCCGCCGCUCUCAGGAGCCGGCCCGGAUCAUUUGUUGGCAGUACAUAUUGGCUGAAGUCAGUUUUCAUUUCAAGAUGUUUUCUUCCCAUGGGCUUUUGGUGUAGGAUGUUGGAGAACCAAGAGCUGGAGGAGGUGAUCACGGUGCGUGUGCAGGACCCCCGGGUGCAGAAUGAGGGUUCCUGGAAUUCUUACGUGGACUAUAAGAUAUUCCUUCAUACGAACAGCAAGGCCUUUACUGCCAAGACCUCGUGUGUGCGGCGCCGCUACCGUGAGUUUGUGUGGCUGAGGAGACAGCUGCAGAGGAACGCGGGCUUAGUGCCGGUACCUGAACUUCCUGGGAAGUCCACUUUCUUUGGCAGCUCUGAUGAGUUCAUUGAGAAGCGACGGCAAGGCCUACAGCAUUUCCUAGAAAAGGUCUUGCAGAGCGUGGUCCUUCUGUCAGACAGUCAGUUACACCUCUUCCUCCAAAGCCAGCUCUCAGUCCCCGAGAUUGAAGCCUGUGUGCAGGGCCGAGGCUCCUUGACGGUGUCUGAUGCUAUUCUCCGCUACGCUAUGUCAAACUGUGGCUGGGCCCAGGAGGAGAAGAGGCAGAGCACCUCUCACCUGGCUAAAGGAGACCAGCUCAACAGUUGCUGCUUUCUUCCAAGAUCAGGCAGGAGGAACUCUCCUUCUCCACCCCUCAGUGAAGAGAAGGACCACUUAGAAACAUGGGCUCCGGUGAUGGACUCUGAGGGCCCAUCCUUAGAGAGUCCUAUGCUGCCGCCCAGCUCCUCACCAUCAUGCUGUGAUAUUGCAGGACCCGAAGAAGGACUCUCUGUGUCCCAGCCUGUGAGAAGGGCUGUGGGAGGGGACCAUGCUGUGCCUUUGGACCCUGGUCAGCUAGACACUGUGGGGGAGGUGAGCUGUGGUUGAGUUCUAGGUUCUCUUGGGUGGUGGAGAAGCUGCAGGCCACAGUCGCAUUCAGGUGGGGUUGGGCACAGGGCAGGUGCAGGGGAGUCGGGCUGUUUGGCACCCUCCAUCCACAUCUACUCAGGUUCGCUAUGCAGAGGUUGGUUGUGGCUGCCUGCUGUGUCUCCUCCAUGGGAAUAAACACCACACCGGUGUUUGUAAGUUAAGCACAGGGCCCAGAAGCUGUUGGUUUUAAGUAGAACUAUAUUUACUUCUGCAGGAGCUUAGUUUCUUCAGGUGCACUGCCACGGGUGAAUAGUUUGGGGAACCUCUUCAUGGCAGAUUUUUAGCUGCCAUGUUGAGUACCGUACCAACAGAAUGCUUGCUUCUAUUGUUACAUUCCCAUCUUGGCAAGCUGCAGUUUUUGCCUGGAACAUUUUGGUUGUGGGAGGCCUGCCUCUUGCCUGCCUCCUUGUGUGGACAGGGUGGUGAAUAUUUAUUCACCACCUCCUUGCUUGUCAGUAAAUGGCAGUAAUGUGACUCUUAUCGAUGGGAUUUCCAGUAUCUUCCAAGACCGUGGCAGCUCGAGUGGGGCCUGAGAGCUGCAGGCAAGCAGUUCCAGACCAUCGAGGAGGCAAAGUGGCUGGCCGCAGCCAGGGGACGGGAACAGUGCAGAGGUGGCUGCUCUGGGCUGCCCAUCUUCUGCUCAUAGAGCAGAGCUGGUGUUUCUGCAGGGGUAAAGCUUUCUUCUCUUGAGUCGCAGCUCCCUGGCCCGGGGCUUUAGCUGCCCCAGUGCCCACUGCUCCAUGGGGGAAGCCUCACGCUCGCUCCGUCCAGUGGGGCACACAGGCUUUGUUUCUGCCUGGAAGGGAGAGCUCUAGGGAUGAGAUGGGGAACCACGUGCUCUCCUUCAGACAUUGAGGCUUCUGCCCUCCUGCUGCCGAGAUCCUGUUCGCAGAGAGCAGGGCCUGGGCGCUGGAGUGCUAGGGUGGCCUCUGCUGGGCUCCCCUGGCCGCCCUGCUCUUAGGUUUGUGUGGGCUUCCUCCCCUCUGGCCAUCUGCCCGUCUGUGGGCUCUUUUACUACUGGCCUGUGUUGUGGGAUUGUCAAUGGCAUUUAGUUCAGAGUUGAGGGGCUUUGGCCUGAAAUAAAACACAAGUAUUUAAGACUGUUGUUGCAAUUUGUGUCUAACAAGCUGUAGCAGGGAAGGAGGGAGAGAGAGCUGGCAGGAGUUACUUUCAUAAAUCAUGAAUUUAUCAGCGUGGAAAUAACACCACCGCAGAACUGUGUGCUGGAGCUCUCCUGCAUUGUGUGCGAGACUCAAGUUCACCGCAGCAGGAGGGACUGUUUUCCAAAGAGCCAGGAUCCAGCUCUUCUCACAGUUCUGGGCAUGAACCUUGUUAGGUAUAAUUUACCUGAUGCGCUUCCAUCUUCGAAGCCUGUCUGAGGUGCCAGGUGCUAAAAGAGAAAUAAAGUUUGUCAACAGGCAGAUGCAAAGCCCUGGCUGGUGUUCAUCCCUCCUUCCUGGCCGCCUCCCCUGGGUCUGUCCUUUAUAUGAUGCAUCAGAGGGAAGCGAGGAUGGAAAACCUACAGAGGCAGAUCCAAAAUGUCAAAAGAAGUUCAUUUAAAAGGGGAAAAAACUCCAUACACAACCCUCACAAAACCCGACAGAUGCUAGGCUAAUGGCAUCCACUCUGCCGAUUGGUGGGGAUGGCUCAUGAAUAUUAAUGAGUCCAAUGCUCCAAAUGGUGCAGCUGUGAACCCAGCUGUGCCUGAAGCUCUCUGAUCUCAAAACUUCCAGACAGGAGCCGGAGGUGGUCUGUGUCAAUUCCCUACUCAGCCAAAAAACAGCAAGCUGGAUUGGCCUUCUUCUGUUCUCCUCUCUCCUCCUGGAGUUGGUGCUAGGCAGUCAGCUCUGCCAGCAGGCACUCUUCAGACAUGGCUGCGAUUUCUCAGACUCCCAGCUUUUUUAAUGAUCCAUUAGCAGCAGUGCGUACAACAGCACCUCAGUUAAUGUGAGGCCGGGCGCCUUCUCGUCUCAGUCUUGUGCUGAGUUGAGUAUUGGCUGGAGAAGAUGUCCAAAGAAGGAGCGCGCUUUCCUAAUAGCAUGGGCCCACGUACCAGAAAAACAGCAACCCCCAAGGAAAUUUCUUUUUAUCUAGGCAAUGCCAGAGCCUCUCUCGAAUUUUUGUCUGUCCAGUGUGUGCUGAAGUCUAGUCACCACAGCUGGAUGGCCUUCUCUGUGAGAGAUGGGUCACUAGCUGUAGGGAGUGGCCCUCUGAGUGAUGUACAGUCAAAAGUGUUCUUUGUUUUGAUCUGAGGUUUGAGGCAAGUUUGGUGCCUGCUUUAGUCACACUUUUGUGACCCAAGUCUAGUCAUCCCCUUAAUCUGAGUUGUCGGAGGCCGGCACCAGUGAGGAGUGCCUGGAGGUUAUUUGGUAGGGACCUGUGGGGAGUGCCUGGAGGUUAUUUGGUAG